Molecule: messenger RNA, 1575 nt
Organism: Apis florea (little honeybee)
Lineage: Eukaryota; Metazoa; Arthropoda; Insecta; Hymenoptera; Apidae
Product: cytoplasmic dynein 2 intermediate chain 2
Biological process (GO): intraciliary transport
Cellular component (GO): cytoplasmic dynein complex; ciliary plasm
Molecular function (GO): dynein light chain binding; dynein heavy chain binding
Source: RefSeq, a predicted model, not a curated record
UGUAAUGUUCAUCAGCUAAUUCAUAUUUGUAAAUUUAUGUAUCUUAGAUGUAAAUUUGUCGAAUAAAAUUUUAUUGAAACUUGAUUAAUUAUUUAAUCAACAAUUUUAUUAAAAAUUUGAAACUUGAAAAUAAUAAUGUUCACUAAUCGGUCUCUUGAAGCCGUGAGUUUCAAUUCACAAUUAUCUACUACAAAAUCACAACAAUCUACGAAUAUUCAAACAACAGAAAUUGUUUAUGAUCAGAAUUCUGUACAAACAAUUGAAACAAGAAACGUUGAGACUCAAACAAUAUCUGAAGAAAAAAAGAAGCCAGAAGUAAAUUAUGAAAGACUGGCCCAAUUUUUAAAUCGAGUUACACCAAGUAUAUUAGAGGCAUUGGAUGAGUCUUAUGGAACCAAUGCAUUUGAAGAUUAUGAACCAAAAACUUCAGAAGAUUCAUUCAUAAGUACACAAUUUUUACAAAAAAUUAAUAGCAUUGAAACAAAUUCUCAGAUGAAAGUAAGUGAUAUGAGUUGGAGUAUUGGAGGAGGAACAUUAGCUGUAUCUUAUGGUAUUCCUUAUCACCAAGCAUGGUGUGAUCAUUUAUCCAAAAUACAAUUAUAUAAUCAAAUGAAAGAAGGCCAUUUUACAGAUAAUCCAAAUAAAAUACUAGAAACUAAUGCCUGUGUAACAGCAUUGGUUUAUCAUCCAACUGAACCAUCCAUUAUAGCAAUUGGUUUAUUCAAUGGUGAUGUUCUUGUAUGGAAUUUAAAGGAUGACACAUUAAUUUCACCAAUAACAGUUUGCACUCAUGGAGAUUGUGUAUCUCAAAUAUACUGGAAAGGAAGAACUAUAAAUGAUGUAUCACUGUUGGUGAGUUCCAGCAAAGAUGGAUAUAUUUUUAUUCAUAAGAUGAUGGCCAAUUUUACAAUUGCUCGCAUAUAUAAACGAUUAAAAAUAGCCAAAGAACAUAAUCCAAUAGAAAACUCAAGACCACGUAGCGCAGGUGGAACACGCGAACGCGCAAUAGAAUCUGGAUUAUGCAUUACCACUUUUGAUUUUUCAUCCAGAGAUCCGAUAUUUUUUAUUGUGGGUACUUUAUGUGGUGGAAUUUAUAAGUGUAGUUUAGAUCGUGUCGUUCCUAUCGAAAACGAUGAAACUUUAAUAGAUCCUGUAAUAGAUGAAUAUGAAAGACAUGAAGGUAGCAUUACAUGUAUUAAAUAUUCGCCAAUACGUAAUCUUUGUUCUGCUAGCACAGACAAGGAAAUUCGUAUUUAUGAUUUUGAAGAGCAUACAAGUCUGCAGUCAAUUCCUUGUGAAAAUACAAUCAUAGGUUUAACUUGGAUGAUUGGAAAUCAAGAUAUAUUGGCAACUUAUGGCGCUAGUUCGAAAAUUAUGUUGUACAAUGUUACAAAUGGUACAGUCAUAACAAAUGUGAAUUUGGAAAUAAAUGAUAGAAAAAACACUAGUUGCUUACGUGUGAAUUUAAAGAGAGAUAUAGUGGCUAUUGGAGAUACACAAGGAAAUAUAGAGAUCUGGAAAAUCCCAAGACAAUUAUUGUAAAUAUAAUGUAUACAUUAACUUCUUUCAUUUAAA